Messenger RNA from Cladocopium goreaui, 343 nucleotides. The record is from the annotation of a GenBank genome assembly. NCBI's taxonomy places the organism in Eukaryota, Dinophyceae, Suessiales, Symbiodiniaceae.
GGAUUGCUGUGCCUUGUGAACGGCAUCUUCGAUGCGAUCCUGUUCCUAGAGCGAGCUGUUCACGUGAAGUACCCCUUGUUUUCAAGGCAAGCACCAGCGGUCUUCAACGUAGCCUCGCUGGUUUACCUCAGCUGCCCAUUGAUGGAGUUGGCUGCGGCCUCACUGGCAGUGGCCGUUUACAUCGAGGCAUCAGAGCAGGAAAGCCGGCUGCUGAUGCAACCUUUAAACCCACCCUCUGAUCUCUAUGGAGAGGCCAGACAACCGGCGGAGCAAUUUCAAGCCUUCACAGGUCGAGGCUACCACCUCUGAGCUCCGGGUCCGGGUCCAGCCGUGUCAUCCAAAA